Capsella rubella is the source of this 1202-nucleotide messenger RNA. RefSeq names its product protein RESTRICTED TEV MOVEMENT 3. The record is from RefSeq and is a predicted model, not a curated record. Bases 161 to 1084 code for a protein of 307 amino acids. The transcript has 4 exons. Gene Ontology annotation, molecular function: protein binding. Lineage: Eukaryota; Viridiplantae; Streptophyta; Magnoliopsida; Brassicales; Brassicaceae.
GAUUCUUUUCUGAGUUGUUGGAGAUUUUUAAGGCUUUGAUUCGUAACUGAAAUCUUUCUUCCUAUUGCUCGAGAGUGUUGUUGUUUGAUCGUUUUGAUUUACAGAUUUGGGUACAACUUUGGUUCUAGGAUUUGAUUGGCAGGACUCAUCAUCAAGAUCAAUGGAGAAGCAAGAUGAUAACAAGUUCACAUGGGUGAUUAAAAAUUUCGAUUCUUGGCCAUCUGGUUAUCUUCAUUCUGAUGAGUUCGUGGUUGGUGGCUGCAAAUGGCGUCUUCGGGUUUACCCCAAGGGAAAUAACAGCCUUAAUAAUAUUUCUCUGUAUCUAAAGGUUUCUGAUUAUGAAUUAUUGCCUGCUGGAUGGGGAAGACACGUCAAAUUUUCCUUUACUAUCGUAAAUCAAAUCCAACCUAAAUGCUCUUUCACGCGAGAAUUACAACACUGGCUUGAUUCCAACUGUGUCUACUGGGGUUUCCCAGCAAUGCUUCCUCUUAUCAUUCUUACGGGCUUAAAUAGUGGGUUUUUGGUGAACGGAGAGUUAAAGAUUGUUGUCAAAGUUGAUGUUCUUGAAGUUAUUGGCAAAUUAGAUGUUCCAUCUAGUCCUCUGAAGAAAACAAAGCUUAAUGACGAUGGUGAGAAAACCUUGUCAUUCAAUGGGGUUCAGGUUCUUACUUCACAGUUGGAAUACUGGAGCCGUAUAUUUGAAAAACAUCCAGACAUGGCAUUGGAGUUCCGUUCAAAGAACCCGCAUGUUAGGACAGGAUACAUGAAUGUCCUCCUCAGCAUAACCCAGACGCUAUGCCAAUCUCCUCAAGAGCUCUCCAAUGAUGAUUUGUCUGAUGCAGGCAAUGCAUUGGCAUACAUGACAGAUGCAGGGUUUAAGAUGGAUUGGUUGGAAAAGAAAUUGGAGGAGGUAAAGGAAAAGAAGACGAGAGUGGAGGCUUCUUUGGCCCGGCUGAAAGAAAAGGAGGAUUUGCUUAAGCCAUUGAAGCAGAAGUGCUUAGAACAGGAAGCUGAGAUAGAUAAGGAGAAGGCGGAGUUGUUGGCUGCUCGAGCUCCUUUCUCGUUUGAUCACUUGAGUUUUUAGCUUUUAUUUAGAGACCAUUAUAAUGCAUUGAGCUCACGCUUUUUAGACUACAAUAUCACAUUUUCCCUCGGAUAUUUUCAUUUCUUAUCAUUAAAAUAUCAGUUUAAUGUUUUACUUG